AUGUCUUCUUCAGGGUCCAGGCUCCCUCUGCUCCUCUACGGGGUCCUCCUGUGCAGCUCCUGUGCUCCUCUUCCAGUCAUCAGCAGCAGGAGGCAGAGCCUGAGGAGCUCCAGGUCUCUGGUGCAGGCCAGUGGCAGCGGCAGCUCCUGGGACAAGAGGGAGGUUACCGCCCGGGACGGAGAGUACCUGCUGGGCAUCAAGAGGCUGAGGAGACUCUACUGUAAUGUGGGCAUCGGCUUCCACAUCCAGGUCUUACCCAGCGGGAAGAUCACAGGCGUGCACAAUGAGAACAGAUACAGUCUUCUAGAGAUGUCUCCAGUGGAGAGAGGAGUGGUGACUCUGUUUGGAGUGAGGAGCGGCCUCUUCGUCGCCAUGAGCAGCAAAGGGAAACUCUACGGCUCGGGCCACUUCAACGAUGAAUGCAGGUUCAAGGAGAACCUCCUGGCCAACAACUAUAACGCCUAUGAAUCAGCUGCCUACCCCGGCAUGUACAUCGGCCUCGGCAAGACCGGCAAAACCAAAAGAGGCAACCGGGUCACACCCACCAUGACCAUGACACACUUCCUCCCCAGGAUAUAAGACGAAAAAAACUCUCAGCUGCA
Centropristis striata (black sea bass) is the source of this 602-nucleotide messenger RNA. RefSeq names its product fibroblast growth factor 4-like. Gene Ontology annotation, cellular component: cytoplasm. The coding region runs from base 1 to 579 and encodes 192 amino acids. The record is from RefSeq and is a predicted model, not a curated record. NCBI's taxonomy places the organism in Eukaryota, Metazoa, Chordata, Actinopteri, Perciformes, Serranidae. The transcript is spliced from 3 exons. Gene Ontology annotation, biological process: cell differentiation; positive regulation of cell population proliferation; animal organ morphogenesis. Gene Ontology annotation, molecular function: fibroblast growth factor receptor binding; growth factor activity.